AUGAAUUUCUUCUACAUUUUACUCGUAGUUUUCAUAGCGUUGACCCAUUGUUCUGCUGCGGAACAAGCAGAAGAUAUGACACCAUUACGACGCGAUCGACGUGAUCGACACGGAUGUGAUCUUCCGACGAAAUUCGUCAAAGCUGUGUCAAGCUGCGGUCCAAAAGGAAAAUGUUGUGAUGUUCAUGAUGCUUGUUACAAAAGACAUGGCUGCACACGUGGAAGUUGGUUGAAGCCAUUUGGUGCUUGUGCUCGAUGCAAUGCUGCCGUUGUCGGCUGUAUUCAACUGCAAUUUCCAGGCAAAAGCGCAUGCUGUGCAAAGAAAAACUGCGGUAAACCACGUUAA
Messenger RNA from Adineta ricciae, 345 nucleotides. NCBI's taxonomy places the organism in Eukaryota, Metazoa, Rotifera, Eurotatoria, Adinetida, Adinetidae. The record is from the annotation of a GenBank genome assembly.